AUGCUGUUACGAGCUAAGCUCAUGAAAACUGUUGAUCCAGUUGAAAGAUCCGCACUUCAAAAGCAGUCCUCACAGUUAGCGCUUGAAGCUGUAACGCUCGAUCCAAGCUCUGGCCUAGCCCAUUGCUGUUUAGGAAAUUCACUUUUCCUGGAGUUCUUCAAUACAGGACAAGUAAACGAAGAUUUGCUGAAACAAGCUUGCAAUGAGUAUCGUCUUGCUCUUCAAUGUGGGAAGGAGUAUCGCAACGCUGAUCUGCAUCUCAAUGCUGGGGCGGCCUUCCGUACCUCCAUCAUCUACGGUGUCGACAGCAUCGAAAAUUUUUGA
Molecule: messenger RNA, 324 nt
Organism: Cooperia oncophora
Lineage: Eukaryota; Metazoa; Nematoda; Chromadorea; Rhabditida; Trichostrongylidae
Source: the annotation of a GenBank genome assembly